GGACUGCACAUGUGCAGCAGCAGAGAGUCAUCAUGGCGGCGCGUAGCCAUGUGCAGGAUCCUAAUGACAGGAGGCUGCGUCCAAUAUACGAUUAUCUAGACAAUGGCAACAACAAGAUGGCUAUACAGCAAGCUGACAAAUUGCUCAAGAAACAUAAGGACCUUCACUGUGCAAAGGUUCUGAAAGCAAUUGGCCUGCAGCGAACAGGGAAGCAAGAAGAUGCGUUUACUCUGGCACAGGAAGUAGCUGCACUUGAACCCACAGAUGACAACUCCUUACAGGCCCUUACCAUUCUCUAUCGUGAGAUGCACAGACCUGAAUUGGUCACUAAGUUGUAUGAAGCUGCUGUGAGAAAAGUCCCAAACAGUGAAGAGUACCACUCGCAUCUCUUCAUGGCGUAUGCCAGGGUUGGAGAAUACAAAAAAAUGCAACAGGCUGGGAUGGCACUUUACAAGAUUGUUCCGAAGAAUCCAUAUUAUUUUUGGUCUGUGAUGAGUCUGGUCAUGCAGUCCAUUUCAGCUCAAGAUGAGAAAUUAUCAAAGACAAUGUUCCUCCCCUUAGCACAGCGGAUGGUGGAAAAGAUGGUAAAAGAGGACAAGAUUGAGGCAGAAGCAGAGGUGCAACUUUAUUUAAUGAUUUUGGAACGUCUUGGAAAAGACCUGGAGGCUCUGGAAGUCAUCAGAGGAAAACUGGGAGAAAAACUGACCAGCGAGUUGCAGAGUCGUGAAAUGAAAUGUAUGGUGCUGUACAAGAAGCUAAUAAAAUGGCCUGAAUGCAACGCACUAUCUAGGAAACUAUUAUUGAACAACCCAGAUGACUGGCAAUUCUACUUAUCCUACUUUGAUUCCCUCUUCCAUUUGAUUGAUGCUGCUUGGACUCCACCCACAGAGGCAGAACACUCUCUGGAGGGUCCGGUCACCUGCCUUGUACAGGAGGCCAUAAACUUUGUGGAGGAGAGAAUUUUGAAUGAGGAACCAAAGGGCUCCCGCCGUCUGAGGGGACCAUACCUGGCUAAACUUGAAUUAAUAAGACGGCUGAGAGAAAGGGGUACCAAUGAUGAACACAAACUUGGGAUACCAGAGGAGCUGAUGUUCCAGUACUUUGAGAGGUUUGGGGAUAAACCUUGCUGUUAUUCUGACCUGAGAAUCUUUGUCGAUCUUCUGUCACCGGAACGGCAUACACAGUUCAUCAAUAAACUGAUGGAAGUAGUACCUCUGUCAGUAUCAACAGAGGGUGACCUUGCAUUACCAGCUGAUGUUAAAGCUAUGCAGAGGCACAUGUUUGUCAUCCAGUUUGCCAGAUUGUUAGGUCUUCAUGAGACCUUAGAUCAGACACAGAAACUCAGUCUCGUCCAGGAGCUUAUGCAGAGAUACAAGCAUGCCCUGGAGUUUGGAAAGUCGUGCUUAAAAACAGAAUUGCAGUUCUCUGAUAAUUAUUGUCUAUUCGCUGUGCAUCUGCUUCUUGACAUCUGGAGACAAUCAGGUGAGGAAAGACCAUUGUGGCAGUCUCUGGCACUGCUGGAGGAGACCCUCUCUAACAGUCCCUCUAGUGCUCAGUUCAAGUUGCUGCUCAUUCGAAUCUACUGUCUUUUGGGAGCCUUUGAGCCAGUCGUAGACUUGUACACCAGCCUUGAUGCCAAGCAUGUGCAACAUGAUACAAUUGGGUAUUUGCUGACUCGAUACGCAGAGCCACUGGGCCACCUUGCUGCUGCUUCCCAAGCGUGUAACUUCACACUCAGGUUUUUCCACUCCAACCAGAAAGAUACCUCUGAAUACAUAAUCCAGGCAUAUAAAUAUGGUGCUUUUGAGAAGAUCCCAGAAUUCAUUGCCUUUCGGAACAGGCUAAACAACUCUCUGCAUUUUGCACAAGUCCGUAUUGAACGUAUGCUGUUAGACCUCUUCCUCGAAGCAAACAUAACACAAACCCUGGAAGAAAGUAUAAAAUCCAUGGGUUUAUGUCCGGAUGAAGAUGAUAUUCCAUGGGACAAUCUUCGAGAUAACCGGGAUCUAACUGUUCUCUUCUGCUGGGAUCCAAAGGACAGUGAAUUGUCAGAAGGACAAAGGAAGAUUUCUAUGAAAGAGGAGAGAACGUGGCUUCAGAUUCGUUCGUUGACGCUACGCUUGGUCUGUGCACUCGCUACCAUUAGCCACGCAGUCGAGCCGAAGAAUUCCAAAAAAACAACAGAGAAUGGUGUCACUUCUAAAAUUGACACGCUACGUUCUUUAAUUCAGCAGCUUGAAUGUAUAGUGCAGACAGAGAAGAAAAAAGACAAACAAGUUGUUCAGUUUUUGGUCCAAGGGCCACCUCCAACACGUAUGAUGACCUACCUGGAAAGCAGUAGCUGCUGGUGUCAAAUUAAUGCUUUUCACCUUGUUACUGAUGUUUACGAGUUGGAUGUCAGUGGAUUAGAAGAAACACUAGAUGUCCAGAGCCGGAUAGCAAAUGAUUUUAAGUCGUUAUUAGGACAAUUGCAAGAAUUAUUCAAUAAAUGUAAAGGGAGUUUGUUGGAAACUAAAGAAGCAAAUUGUACAACAAGACCAGAACUUUUAGAAAACCUUGUCUUUUUAGUUGAGACUGUCUGUAUAAUCCUGUGGGUAUCUUAUUACUGUGGUAAUGUCCUACGGCCGCUGAAAUCCAGUUUACAGAAGAAAAAGAAGAAGAAAAAGGAAAUCAAUUUUGCAAUGCCAAUUGUUUUCAGCAGUUUCCAGGACUAUGUGGCUGGAUUACAGAAUUUCUUGUCCGACGUGAUUAACCAUAUUAAAGAAUUAGAGUCUGCACUAACUGCACUGAAAUUUGAAGAGCUGACAAUGGAUAGUCAUUCGGCCUUUGAGGGUGAACAGAAGUUCUCCAGGAUGGUGCGAGGAAAAAUACAGAGCAGCUACUUGCGUUCCCUUCAGGAGAUGGGAGAUCUACUGAGAAAGAGACUGGACACAGUUAAAAGCCUGAAAAUUUAACUGUUUGAAGCAGAGGAGGAGAGGGAGGGGGGGCGGGGGGAGACCAGUGGAAAAAAAACUGCUCGGCAAUGCCGUAUCACCCCAAUACUGUUACCAUAUGUUCCUAGGACCCCAUCAGAUACAUCAGCUGAUCCAGAACAUUUACCAGAGAGCAUGAAGGACUUUGCAACAAAAGAGUUUAAAAUAAAAGGUUUUUAGAACAAAAAGAAGUUAAUAAAUUAUGUACAUAAAAUCAGAGUCAGAGGCCUUCUCUCAGACUUGGCAGCAAUAUUUUUAGAAAAUGUUGGGUGUUUCUCUUGUGUAGUUCAGUGCAUGAUACACCUGGCAACAUUGCUACUAGAUGCUGAAAAGUCAAAUGAAACAUUAGACUGUGUUCAGUAGCAAAUGUACCUGUGUAGGUACUGAGAUUUUUGACUGCAGCUUAUACAUCACAUAUUGGUGUACAGACUGUAUAUGACAAGUAUCAUAUGUUCCAUCAUAAUUUAUUCAAUAUUUCAAUUUUAGUGUUUUUUAUUUGUAUAAAUUUUAUGUUGUCUAAGCAGAACUCACUUUCAGCAACUGUGAAACACAGAGUAUAUGCUCCUUCAUUGUGAAUCUGACUUCUCAAAUCCAUUCCCUUAUUCCACAGUUAUUUUCCUUGAGGUUUUAAAUUUUGAAGGGAUUUUAUUUUGCCUUUAAGGUGCUUCACUGUCAUUUUUAUUUCUUUAUCAAGGGUGUGUGUAAGCCACUUAUCCACAGUUUAUUACUGAUGGACGUAUUACUUACGGUAGCUCUGAGCAGGCUGGGGGAACAAAAUAAUCUCCUGAGAGGCUGGUCUAAACCAGAAGACACCAGUGUUGUCUGUCACAUUUCUCAAGUGUAUUCACUGCCUCUGGUAAACAAUGAGAAGUGCAUUGCAUUUAACAGAGAGGCAGCCUCUCCAUUUGUUUUCACAUCUGUUGAACACAGGACUAACAAAGGGAAGAGGAAACCUAAUAUAUUAAAGGAAAUGUUAUUUAAGUAUUCUUUGACAGGAGACCCUGAAUUUAAGAGGUGCAUUCAAAUAUUAAACAGAAGGUUGUUAUUUACGGUGCAUUGAUCCCAAGUGUUUACUGCCAAUACCUAUCACCCUACUGGGUUUUUAAUAACACAACAAUAUUAAUUUGGCACGAGACUGAGUUUUAAAAUGAGCCCAGAACCCAAUUCAAGCAAACCUGGAUCAUGUGCUCCCCUAGUGGUUGAAUGGGUUAUCUGUUAUUGAACAAUACAGACCAAAUUGAUCUCUGAUUUAUGCUGAGUUUGCUGAUAUUAGAAUGGCAUUGAGUGCUAAAUUUGACAGUAUUCCAAACUACGUAGGUUGAAAAUAUAAAUUGCCUCAUGUCUCUGCAGUAGCUGGUGGCCUCUCUAUGAAAAUGUAUUUGUUUUGAGGAAAACUGGAGUUCAGUGCAUCUUUAGUGUAGUCUCAAUAAUGAAUCAGUAGUCCUGGUCCAUUCUAAGUUUUGGAUGAAUUGCAAAAAAACUUCUGAACUUCCUAAAUUCUCAAAGUCUGAGUUGGCACUUUUAGAAAAGGGGAUGGGAACAGGUAGAGGGAAGAAAUGGAAAAUGUCCCCUAGACUUGCUUAUCAGUGUGAGUCAAGUGCAACAUCACCAUUUUAAGUUUGUAUAUUCUUAAAGCUUAAAAUAAGCAUGGGGAAUGCAAAGACUAGAAAACUACGCUCCUUGGAGCAAAGAAAGUUGAGAUUUGAUAGCGGUGUUCAAAAUUAGGCAGGAUUUUGUUUGGAUAAGUGAAGAGAAAGUUUCCAGUGGUAAAUGGAGGAAAUAGAUUUUAAGGUAAAAGGCAAAAGAACCCACUGAGUUCCUCCAACAGAUUGUUGCUUCAGAUCCAUCAUCUGCAGUCUCUAGUGUCUCUAAACAACCAGGGGACAGGAAGGAAAAAAAGGGAUGGAAGGGCUUUUCUGUCAGUCCAUAAUUAAAUGUGAUUCCAGGUUCCAUAGUUCCUUCACCUAUAAAACAAUACCUUGUUUUCUGUACAGGAUCCCUUUUCUGAUUGUAAGAGUCCUUUAACAAGAAGUGUUUCAGUAUUUUCUCAACUAAAUUUGUGCCACUUGAGCUACUGCACAACAGUGUUCAUAGCCCAUCUCUCAAACCUUACCUCUGUUGAAAGGAAAUGUCUCCUGCAUCAUGGGUUCACAUCUGAAAAUGUGAUGUGAGACAUUAAUGAGAGAGUGCCUGGAGUUUUAUUACCCAGUCAAUUACAGAUGAGCUGGGCAUGCAUAAUAAUAAUAAUACAAGAUGCCAAAAUGAGAAAUUUUAUCAGAUUAGCUGAGUGCGUAUUGUGUGCAGUGUUGAAGUAAUAUAAAGGCAUUAAACAACUCAGUUACUAUUUUUUAAAUUCUAGUUUUGACCCGUAAAAAAAAAAUAAACUCUUCAUCUUUCACUCACAAACUAUGUAGCUUCUCAUUGUGCUACAUGCUUUCACAUCGGAGAAGCUACACAGUUGACCACACCUGAUACAAGUGAUAAGCCCCUUUUUUAUAUAUAAUUGUAACAUCAGCAAUUUGAACUGCUUCGUAAUGUACAAGACAAACUGCAUGUUCUGUUGUACCAUUGCUUUGAUAGGGUGCUAUCAUGAUCCACUGUUUCUGUUUGUAAUAGGAACAAUGGGGGAAAUAUUCAUGACCAGACUUGUUGCUAUGGAGUUGGGUACUACUGGCAGUCUGGUGUAUCCUUUCCACUCUGAUAAUGUAUUCCCUGGCUCAGGGUUUGUCAUAUUUUAAGAUGUGGUGCUAGUUUUAAGAUCCAAAAUAUAAAAUUUCAGAUCUUUUGGAAGAAGUUUUCAAUUUUAAACAUUGGGUCUAUGAAAACAAAAUUAAUGAUGUAGCUAUAAGCUCCUAUUCCUUGUAUGUGGAAUUCAAAUUCAGUUUUUUAAUCUGAGUUUGUAUUUUCUGUCUUUAUAUUGCUUUAGCUCUCCUUGAUCCACUUUGCACUCUGACUUAAUGUGAACAGCUGCAUCCAAGCAGAUUUACCCUUUUUACUCACCACUCUUUCCCCUCCUGGGUCAGGAAAGAUUGGGAGCUCAUUGUCUGGAGAAUCACAGUGUGGUUUUGUAUUUUGCUUUGUUACUGGAACAGUAUGAUUCAGCUGCAGUGAAGUAGUUCGACAUCAAACAUGAUUGAUCUUAAUGUUUGUCCUUAAUAGUCUCCAUUAUUAGAGGCAUUCACAUGCAGAACACCACAGAAGCUAUGUACAAUGAUUAUGAAAAGUUCCAGAUUCCAACUGCCUUCCUAGUGAUUGCACAAACCUUGUGUAGUUCAAAUUGGAAGCCAGCCAAGAAUAAAGAAAUCUGAUUUUAAUAUCCUUAACAGCACUGUACGACUGUACAUCUGAAAAAUACUGAUUGGCACAUCCUACACAAAUUCUAAAGUUCCUCUUGAACUCCAAGCAUAUAUGUAAUAAAAACAGAAAAUCAGGUCAGGCAGGUUUCCUGCAUGUUGCUUUUAUUUCAGAUUUCAGGAUCUACAGUUUUUAAUUUUAGUAUACUAUAUAUAAAACUAUUUUGAGAAACAGUCCAAAUUAAAAUUCUGAACAUUUGCCUACUUCAUGGUGGUAGAUAAAUUGAUUAGACUUUACUCCUUUCCUCUACAAUAUUUUUUUCCAGUGUCAAGUGUGGUAGAUUCCAAGUACCUUCACUAACAGAGCUGGUUUGCUGGAUCCUAAGACCAUCGCAGUCAUGGCACAGGACAACUCGCCCUCAUCCCUUGCCUUACUCCAGUGAGCUGAGGUGGGAAGCUUUGUGUGUCUGAAUCGCAGGAAUCAUGGAAGUAACAGCACAGAAGGGAAGCAUUCAGCACAUCACAUCAAUGUAAGCCAAAAAAGCAACUAUUGAGAAUAAUCCCAGUUCCCAGUCUUGUGGGUUGUGGCACAAUAUGUAUUCAUCCAGGUACUUUUUACAUAUGAGGACUUUGGCCUCCACCACUCUUUUAGGCAGUCAAUUCUAGAACCCCAUUGCACAUUAGUUUGAAAAAGAAUUGUUUCAACUUCUCUCUCUUUCUUCCAACUACCUUAAAUUUAUGCCCCAGCUUAUUGGCUUCCCUGUUAGGGGAAAUCAAUUCAUCCUGUUCACCUCUAACUUUCAGUAUACCUUGAUAAAUCUCUCCCAUGCUGCAUCUUAUUAAUCUCCCCUUGAAUAAAAUUCUCCAUUCCUGGCAACAUUCUUUGAUAUCUCCUCUCCACUCUCUGGUGUUAUUACAUCCUUCCUAUAAUGCCAGAACUAUAUAUGGUUUUGUAGAAAUGGUCUAACUAUUUUUUUUAGCAAUUCCAGUACAUCCUCCUGCUCUUAUUUACCAUGUCUUAGCCAAUAAAGGUAAGAGUCCUUUAGUCUCCCUUAACAACUUUUAUCCAUGUAGAUCUCUGGGUAUGUACCAAUGUUCUUCUGUACGUAUCAGUGUCCACUAUCUAUUGUGCUGCUUUGUGCUCCACAAAUGCAUUCCAUCACACCGCCACUAGAAUGAAUUCAAUUUGCAACUUUUCUGCCCAUUCCGCCAGUUCAUUGAUAUCUUCCUGGGUCCACAGCUUUCUUCCUCACUAUUAAACCACACAGCUAAUUUUGGUAUCAACUGAAAACAUUUUAUUCAUGGUUCCUACAUUAAUACGCAUUGUUCAAAUUAUUAUUUACUAUGGGGAGUAAGGGACCAAGCUUUCAUCCAUUGAUCAUUGCCCUUUGCUUCCUGCCACCUGAUUGAAUUUUAAAUCCUAAUUGCCACUUUUCCUUGGAUUUUACUUUGGCUUUUGGAUUUGGCUUUUACUUUUCUAAUCAGUCUGCCAAGUGAGAGUUUGCCAAAUGACUUUUGAAAUGCCAUAGCAACUAUAAUCAAAUGCUGUACUCUCAUCAACCCUCUUUGUUACAUCCUCAAAAAAAUUAAGUCAUUAGUUUUUUUGAUUCUUAACAGAUCAUUGCUGAUUCCUCUUGAUUAACCUGUUUCUCUUUAAGUGCUCACUUAUGUUGUCCAUCAAAAGUUUCUCCAUUAAUUUGCCCACCAAUGUGUCAGGUUAACUUGCUCAGCCUAACCCUUUACCUCUUUUUAAACAGCUGUAACACAUUAACCCUGCUAGCCCUCCAGCCUCUCAAAGGUUUGGGAAAGAUGGUUGGAAAAAUGGUCACUCUCUCUUCUCUUUCCUCAAUAGCCUGCAGUACACUUCAUCUGAGCUGGUGAUUUAUCUGCUUUAAAGAUAAUAAACACCAUAUUAAGUAUUUAUCUUUCCCAAUAUUUCACACUUCCUCCUUGUCUCUUUUAUUGAAGCUAUAGAAAGUAUUCCUUUAGAACCAUAUGUAUGUGAUCUACUUCAACAUUUGGGUACCCUUCUUGGUCUCUGGACCUUACUCCUUCCCUUUUUUCCUCUUGUCCUUUCUGUAUUAAACAUGUUUGGUUUCCUUGAUUUUUGCCUAGGCUUUCUGCAGUAUUGAGCACUUGUUAUUUAACUAAAGGCUGCUUUUUUUUUUGCUGCAGCCUAUCCUAUGCACUACACAAUAUUGUGGAUCCAGAUUUUGAAGUUCCUUGUUUUUUCCUUGGUGGCAACAUAUUCACUGUGUUGUCCUUAUUACCAUGAAAAGCAGUGUUUGCAUUUGCCUGGGAUAAUAACCAUCUCUAGUUAUUUCAGAUUGCUGCCAACUCGCAGUUUUGAAGUAGUUAUUGAGAAGCGCUCCAUAAAUCUGCCAAUUUCAUUUCUAAUGUGUACCAGCUUCAUACUACCCUUUGUUCUAUUUAAAGCAACUUGACUUGCCAAUUACAGAGUCAUAGAGUUAUACAGCAUAGAAACAGGCCCUUUGGCCCACCAUAUCUAUGCCAAUCAUCGUUUCUAACUAGACUAAUACCACUUGCCUGGAUUAAUUCCAUAUCCCUCUGUGCCUUGCUUAUUUAAGUACCUGUCCAAAUGCCUCUCAGUUAUUACGGUUCCUGAAGUUCAAUGAAAAUAUUUGAGUAUAAAAUUGCUGCACCUGUGUUACGUUUUGAUAUGGCAAAGAAAGCUCAAAUGCUGCUGAAAUGAAGGAACAUGAAGAAAUGUGAACCUGUUUUUUUUUUACUAGCAUUAUAACUAACUUUGUAAAUUCAGUUAAGUGUAGAAUUCUUGGUUUAGGCAGUUUUAUUUGAGGUUGUUCACUCCAGGAAAUAAAUUUCUUUGAUUUUAUUAAAAUAAGGAAUAUUGAGUAGAUAUUUAACAUAAUUUGCUCCAAUCUUGUUUCCAUAGAUUACAAGUGCUGCAUUUAAAGGGGAAAAUUUAACUUUUAUCACAUGACCCAAGAGAUUUUCAUGUAGUGUAAUAAUUUAGGAAAAUACCAAAUAUAAUUUUCUUAAUUCCUGAUCUGAUUCUUUGAUAUCCAAGUCCUAUCACAGAGAAGACUUUGUAAGGAAAUUAUUUUUCGGGGCAGGGAAGGGUAGAUAGAUCAUGAAAAGUUUCAGCCAAACUGCUAAUCAGGCAUUGCAGAAUUUUCAAUGCGAAUGGAAAAUUAAGUCUGAUAAUUUCCUUCCCAAUUACUUCCUGCCUUUUUCCACAAACCUACCAAAAGCUUUGUCUUGUACUUGGAUAUAUUUCUGAAGCAUCAGCGUUAGUCUUCCAAUGUCGGGGAGCUACCUUAACUACCCGAUUUUACUGCAUUAAUCUAGCACCUGAAGGAAAUGUGUAAUAUAUUGGGAUUAUCCUUUCAAAGUGCUGCUACAGACAAGAUAGGCAAAAUGACUUCCUUCUGUGCUGUGUUACUUUGGCUUAGAUUUAUUUUAGCUCCUUAGCCAGGGGCUGCUGCCUUUGCAAAUGUUUGUUAAUUAAGUGUAAAGAUAAUGUAGUAGCAAUUGACGAUAAGAUUUAUCAUGCAGUUUAGUCAAGUGAUAAACAGAAGCAAAAAUAGUUCUGUUAAAUUCAAUCCUCGGUAGCUCAUUAACUCAAAACUUUUUGAUUUUCCUUUUGUGUUUCCUCCCCAUGUGAUGUUUGAAACAUGGGUAUAAACAGGAAAUUAAAUUUGACUAUGGGUUUGUUAUAUACACGCACACGCACGCACACACGACAUGUUUAGGUGUCUGCACUUCUGUGGCCACACUUUUCCCUCCCCACCCAUUCCCUCAAUUUGACCAUCCUGUGCACACCUCUGCUUAUGAUGGAGGAAAUAUUGUCAGUAUACAUGGGGGUACCCACUAACUACAUUAAUGUUUGGGAUUUCUGGCUGUUGAAACAGAUAACUUCUGGGAUUUGUUCCAGGUUGCACCCAGUUGACUAGAUAGGCUGACCAUAGCAUGUCAUCUUUAAAGAAAAUAACAUUGUCAAAACUAUUUUUUAGAAAUCCAAGGGAUCCUCGUAUUUAACAUCAGGGAUCAAUAGAUAAGAAUAGGAUGAAUUUCUCCCAGUGAAGUCCAGUUACAAGCAUCACAUCAGCUGUCUAAUUCAAUACAAAUCUAAAGCUAAACCCAAAACCAAGAUGCCCAUUUUCAGCUAUGUCUUUAUCGACUGAGCCAUUCACACAAGCUCUGCAGGGAAAAUACCAGAAAUUGACAAUGUGCUGUCUCAUUCUGACAAAAUGAAUUGUUUAAUUCAUUACUAAGACUGAAUGCCCAUGCUGUGGUCCUAUUGACAGGAAAGAAACUGAGUGUUAAUAUAAGGAAUAACUAAUGCUAAUAGAUUUUUUUGAAGCGAAUCAUGCACGAUUUUCUUUUGCAAGAGACAGCCUGUAAUUGCAGACAGGUGGGAUUUUUGUAGGUGAUUGAACUGCAUGUGAGUUCACUGUGGUAAAGCUAAGGAGCAGGAUUUUCACCCCAUCUCCAACCAUGACAAUCAUAAAGCAUGAAUAAAUGCUACAGCAGCUAAAUGUCAAAUUGGGUUAAUUAAUGAAAAUAAGACAAGUUUAUUUUGGGUGAUGAUUACACCCAGCUGGAGUUGAGUCCAUUGUGUGCUCAUACUUCGUAACAGACGUGCUUGUACGUUACAGCUUUCUAACCCAAUUUAUCCAGUUGAAGUGUAGUUUGUGGAUCUCAAGGUUUUUUUUGAUCCUGCAGCAUUUUUCAGAGCUGUAGAGUUGAUGAUCUUACUCUACAUUCAUUACAUUCUCCUUCCCAAGUCUUGCCCUUGAUUAUAAAUCCUGCUGUUUUAUUUGAUAUAUAUUUGUAAAUAUUGUUUUCUCUUUGAGUGACCCCAUAUUUAAUGAAUCCAGAGAGUUCAAACUUUUUAAGGCUGUGACAUCUCCUGAAAACCAUUUUGUAUGUUGAACAGAAUUGGACAUUGAUAAUUCAGCAGG
Messenger RNA from Pristis pectinata (smalltooth sawfish), 11211 nucleotides. It is a transcript of the gene naa25, whose product is annotated as N-alpha-acetyltransferase 25, NatB auxiliary subunit. The coding region runs from base 33 to 2954 and encodes 973 amino acids. Gene Ontology annotation, molecular function: protein binding; protein-N-terminal amino-acid acetyltransferase activity. NCBI's taxonomy places the organism in Eukaryota, Metazoa, Chordata, Chondrichthyes, Rhinopristiformes, Pristidae. Gene Ontology annotation, biological process: N-terminal peptidyl-methionine acetylation. Gene Ontology annotation, cellular component: cytoplasm; NatB complex. The record is from RefSeq and is a predicted model, not a curated record. The transcript has 24 exons.